This is a messenger RNA of Dendronephthya gigantea, 1410 nucleotides long. Its product is annotated as L-threonine dehydratase catabolic TdcB-like. The coding region runs from base 380 to 1315 and encodes 311 amino acids. Gene Ontology annotation, molecular function: L-serine ammonia-lyase activity; threonine deaminase activity. NCBI's taxonomy places the organism in Eukaryota, Metazoa, Cnidaria, Anthozoa, Malacalcyonacea, Nephtheidae. The transcript has 8 exons. The record is from RefSeq and is a predicted model, not a curated record. Gene Ontology annotation, biological process: L-serine catabolic process; L-threonine catabolic process.
AUUACACUUUUAGGGUCCGUUAAUUGCAUAAAUUUUUUUUUUAAAUUUUUACAUUUUUACAAUUUUACAUUUUGCUUUGUUUUACUUGUUUAACUAUGUUUAACCAUAGUUAACUCAGAAAUUAGUCUAUUCUGUAUGGUUAAAGUUGAAUCUUUUUAUGCAAAACGGCUUGUUUUCUUCUGAGCACUUCCAGAAGACCUAUUGGCCAUUGCAAAAAUUACAUCAUUCAGCAGUGAUUUUCUUUAUUCUGAUUGGUGCAAGAUAUGAUAUCAUUGUUGGUUAUAACAAAUGAGGUAGAUGGUUUAUAACAGCAUUCUAGUGGAAACUUUUAUAUAAUAUUAUAUAUUUUUAGAUUUUCUCCAAGUUAACCUCACUAAGUAUGGAUGGUUUAGCCUUUUUGAAUAUCACCCAGGAGAACUUAAACAAAGCCAAAAUGGUUGUAGAGAAAAGUCCUUUUGUUUUGAGGACACCAAUUCUCAAAAAUGCUGAAGAACUGUUUGGAUUGGAUAAAAGAUGCAAUCUCCAUAUUAAGUUAGAAACUCUACAGAAAACAGGUUCAUUUAAAACCAGAGGGCUUGUUAAUCAGUUGGCUCACUUGCCACCAAGUGUAUUAGAGGACAAAAAAAGUCUGGUGGCAAUGUCUGCAGGGAACUAUGGAAAAGCAUUUGCCUUUGCUGCUCAACAACUUGGCUUGCCGGCAACUGUGGUGAUGCCUGAUGUUGCCCCAAUCAGCCGAGUCAAGAUUAUUGAGGGCUAUGGUGCUCAUGUUGAAAGGGUGCCAGUGCAAGAAUUAAAACAGACCGUUGAUAGACAUGUCAUUCAAGAUGGCAUGCAUUUCCUCCAUUCCUUUGAUGAUACUAAUCUUAUAUGUGGCUGUGCUAGUGCAGGAUUUGAAAUGCUUGAUGACAUUCCUAAUCCCGACAUUGUUGUUGUGUGUUGUGGAGGUGGAGGUCUUCUGUCAGGCGUAGCUGCUGCAAUGAAGCACUCGGGAAAGACAACAAAAGUGUAUGGAGCUGAACCUGAGGGAGCUCCAAAAAUGUUUCAAAGUUUGCAAGAAGGCAAAGCUGUGACCUUGAAGUCAAUAGACACAAUAGCAAGUGGCUUGGCUCCACCAAUGGCAGGAAAAAAUAACUUUGAGGUGAUAAAAAAUUGUAUUGAGGGCAUUAUUCUGGUUUCAGAUGAGGAAAUAGGAAGGGCAAUGAGAGUACUUUAUGAUGGUGGUUUGGUGGUAGAACCAUCUGGUGCUGCAGCAUUUGCAGCGUUACUUGCCAACAAGGUCCCAGGUGUCAAAGAUAAUGCACAGCAUCCAUUUUAAAAGUAAUGGUGUCCAGGUCUGGUACAACUGCAGGAACAGAGUAUGUAAAUUCGAUAGAUGUGGUAGGUUCACCAAUUCCAAUGCAUAAUGAGGCC